Molecule: messenger RNA, 579 nt
Organism: Staurois parvus
Lineage: Eukaryota; Metazoa; Chordata; Amphibia; Anura; Ranidae
Source: the annotation of a GenBank genome assembly
AUGGUGGCUGUGAAUUAUGUAGGCGAAGAACUUUGGAGUUUCUACAAUGCUCCGUGGGAAAAGCGUGUGGACCUUGCAUGGCAGCUAAUGGAAAUUGCUGAGCAGCUCACAAAUAAUGACUUUGAAUUUGCACUUUACCUCUUAGAUGUCAGCUUUGACAACUUUGCAGUUGGACCUCGAGAUGGAAAAGUAAUCAUCGUUGAUGCUGAGAAUGUCUUGGUAGCUGAUAAAAAAUUAAUAAAGCAAAAUAAACAAGAAAACUGGGAUGUAUGGUAUGAAAGCAAAUUUGAUGACUGUGACAAAGAAGCAUGCUUAUCCUUCUCAAAAGAAAUUCUUUGUUCUCGAACUACAGUGGACCAUAACUACUAUGCUAUUUGCCAGAACCUCUUAUCUAGACAUGCUACCUGGCGUGGCACUUCUGGGGGACUCCUUCACGACCCUCCGGCAGAGAUUGCCAAAGAUGACCAUCUUGGGGCACUGUUGGACGAAUGUGCAAACCCAAAGAAAAGAUAUGGCAGGUUUAAAGCUGCUAAGGAAUUAAGAGAAUACCUUGCACAGCUAAGUAAUAAUGUGAGGUAG